UAACGAUCCGAUCGUCUGAAUGGACAGCCUUAAAUAAGUUUCACGAGACAAAACUGUUUGUAGUGAAGUGAAAUAUUAAAGUGCUAUGGCAGGGGUUGGCAGAGGCGGAGGACAAGGACCGGCGGUCGGGAAACUGGAGUCCCAGAUUUAUUGCAUCAAGUACACUUUGUUCUGCUUCAACGUUGUACUGUGGUUGUUCGGCGUGUCAAUAUUCGCGCUAUGUCUCUGGAUAUGUCUCGAGCCGGGAUUCAACGAGUGGAUGAGGAUAUUGGAGCUACAGAAGUACUUCAUCGGUAUAUACAUAAUUCUAAUCGGGUCGCUUGGCAUCAUGGUGGUAGCUUUCAUUGGAUGCGGUUCUGCGUUAAUGGAGAACGUAUUCCUGCUACUAGUGUUUACAGCGACACAAUGCGCUUUAUUCGUGUUUGGGCUAGUGGGUGCGUGUGUCGUAUUGGACUUCUCAACGUAUGACUCCAGCAUUCAACCUCUUAUCAGGAACGUCAUCCUUAGACUCGUAAACAACCCACAACAUGAAGGCAGUCGGGAGAUACUAAGGAUGGUACAAGAAGGUAUCGGCUGCUGUGGGGCGGAUGGAGCAAUGGACUUCAUAAGCAUGAACAAACCGCUGCCAUCUGAGUGUCGUGAUUCAGUCACUGGCAACGCUUACUUCCAUGGUUGUGUCGAUGAACUAACUUGGUACUUAGAAGGAAAGACUGGCUGGCUGGCUGGCAUCGUUCUUGCAUCUUGCAUGAUAUGCAUCGUUAACGCUGUCAUGUCAUUAGUUUUGAUUCAAGCCGUGAAGAAAGAAGAAGAAGAAUCGGUUGUCUAUAAAAAUUAAUCAAUUAAUAUUAUUAUAAAAAUUAAUUAGACUUACAAUGUUAUAGAAAUUUAUUUCGGCGAUGUUUUUUUUAUAAGUUUUAUUUUAAUUGACUAUUUUUUAAUUAUAAAAUAGAUGACAAGUUUUUAUCUUUAUCACUUAUUCCCAUCGUUUUAUACACUUAGUUCUAAUUCUAAUACAAUUAAUGAUAGCUGUAAUAAAGUUGAUAU
Molecule: messenger RNA, 1044 nt
Organism: Nymphalis io (European peacock)
Lineage: Eukaryota; Metazoa; Arthropoda; Insecta; Lepidoptera; Nymphalidae
Gene: Tsp2A
Product: tetraspanin-2A
Exons: 5
Coding region: 86-835 (249 amino acids)
Cellular component (GO): membrane
Source: RefSeq, a predicted model, not a curated record